AUGCCUUCAUUAUUUUGGCUGGUUUUUCUCCUAUGUCUCCCACUUCUAAUACACUCCCGCCCCGAAUGUCGACAACGUCUGUACGAGGCGAAAGGCCCUCCACAACCCGGAACCAACGGGUUCACCUUGGAAGUGGAGGAGGUUGGAAAAGAAGGCGUCCCUGUGACUGGCUACAUUCCCGGCCAUUUGUAUGUUGUAACGCUGAAAGGCAGAAGGACCGAAUACAUUGUUCAGACUUUCCGAGGAUUUGGGGUUACAGCUCAAUUCAAGAAUGGAAAACCCGCGGGAAGAUUUGAAUUGGAAAAGGUAGGGUUUUUUUGAUUUUAGAGUUUUGGAGUUUAGAAAUUUAAAAUGGCGUGAAAUCGUGACUCUAGUCGGAAAAUGCCGGCUGCCCGCAAAGAGGUUGCCCGAAAGUGUCGCAAUGCCAAAAUUUUAAAAUUUUGGAAUACUACAGAUACCCGUAGGGGUACUAACCCGCUUGCCAAAUAGCGGACGUGGUUUCGGCGACAAGCAAUGUGCAAAAUGAAUGUUUUCUUUGCACUGUGCAAUUUGAUAGACGGCCGAGAUUUUGAAGCGAAAAGCUGGCAAAAUGUUGGAGGUCGAAGAUUUUUACAUACCUUGAUAUAGAGCAGCGUACAAAAAAAUGUUUUCCAUCUGAAAUUGGUUAAGUUAUGACCAAAAGGUUUUAUAUCCGCAUAGGCCAGUUUACGUCAUAAGUGAUAUUGAAGACGCUCUCAUUCGACAUUUUACAAACUUUGUUUUAGGACCGUUCCCGUCGCCCGGAAGCCCGUGUUGCUCCGAACUGUCGAAACGCCGGAGUUUCGCAUUCAAAUCUUCGACCAAAAACUUCGGUCUCGGUGGUCUGGAGAGCGCCAGAAACUGGGACAGAAUGUGUCCUUUUCCAGUCGUCUAUUAUCCAGUCCAAGAGCGUCUGGUAUGGCGCGGAACAGGACUUAAAGAGGGAAUUUUGUAUUAUCAGUAAGUUAUUCUUAUAAAACCAAACAUAAAAAAACGUAUUUUACAAAUGAAAAAGUUUCAAACAAAGUAAAAAAAGCAAAAAAUUCAUUUUCAAACAGGGCUGUUUGCCAUGCCAAACAAAAAGACGCGUAUUUUAUAUAAAGGUGGUCACAUAAGAUCUCGGAAUUUUUUUUCACAAAUCGCGAUUUUCGGUGCACAAAAAAAAAUUUGGUAAAUUUUUCUAAGUUUUUUGAAAUCAGUGCACAAAGUCUUAAGUCUGCACCAAAGACUUAAGUGCUUAAGUCAGCACCGCAUUUCGGAAUUCGGUGCUGAAAAAAUUAAGUUGACGCCAAUUUUUGGAUUUGGGCGUUGACUUUUUUGUGUACCGAAAAUCGCGAUUUGGGAAAAAAAUUUCGAGAUCUUAUAUGACCACCUUUAUAUAUAACCUUAUUUUUUAGCGGACUACCAGAAAAACGUGCCGAAAGACGACCAGAACGCGGAGUGUUGCGCCUGCGACGAGGCCGAUUAUGAUGUGGAAUUUGUUGGGAUCUGGAGCAGAGAAACGCAUCCGAAGGAGUUCCCUUCUCGUACGUUUUUCGAUGUUUCUGACGUUGGCGUAUUUUAAAAAAUAUAUGUUUUUUGAUUUUUACAUUCCAAUGGACAAGUGCGAUGCUCAGAUUUUCUUUCAAUUUUGCAAACGCCUCUAAGUUUUGCAUAGACCACAUAUCGAUUCCUAAAAAUGUUUGCUUGCAUUUUGCAGGAGCAGCCGAAUUAUUAAACGAUUUUUGCGGCCGAGAGAGCACGCGAAACGCGGAGAGCAGUAAUAAAGAAGCCGCUUUUUUGCCCAUAACUUUACAGGCCCUGCUUAGAAAAAAAUAAAAUUCAUUUUUAUAGAACGUUUUGCCCUCUGUGGUAGGAAUGAAACUUUUCCAUGCGAAAAUUAAAAAAAAGCAUGACUUUUUUUCCAAAUGCAGGCCUAAAAAUCCCGAUCGUUUUCGCGGGCCAAGUUUUAUAUACAUAUUAUCUGUGCGUCGCACUUGGAGCACUUCAUUACAAUUGAAAGCAAAAAUUAAUUUUUUUCUUCAAAUUUUAUUUUUCAGUGGAACACUUGACCCAUUUCACGGACAUGCUUGGCGCCAGUCACAGCAAAAGGUAUCAAAUGUGGAGAGUUGGCGACAUUGCAACGGAUGGGCUGAAAGAAAUUGCCGAAUGGGGAAAUACGUACAAUGGAGAGGCCGAGAUGAAGGCGAAUGUAAGUCGGAAUACCAGGUCGUCUUCUGGAAUGACCAGUGUAAAACUAACUGUAUUAAACUCACUGUAAGACCGAUUACUAUGUCUCAAAUCUAUCUUAUCAAGCCUUGGAAAAGCCAGACUUCUUUCAGGCCUCCGAAAUCCGCACCAUCAUCAAAAUGAAGGGCCUUUGGUACCCUGAAGUUCAAGGAAGAACCUCAGGUCGUUUCCACGUCAACAAAUAUCAUCAUUUUGCAUCUCUUGCCGCCAUGUUUGGGCCAUCGCCGGAUUGGUUCGUGGGAGUUUCGGGGAUCAAUCUCUGCCUGCCGGACUGCACUUGGGUUGAGGAGAGAGCCUUCGACAUGUUGCCGUACGACGCCGGAACCGAUAACGGACCAACUUACAUGGUGAGUCUUUGACCGCUCUCCGCGCUUUGUGUGCUCUCGCGGUCGCAAAGAGCGGUGAAUAUCUUGGUAGCACUUUAAAGCAUGAGUAAAAAAUUUUAUGAAUUGAUAUGUGGCCUAAGACCGUGUGUGUGUGCGAGAGAUAUCAGUCUGUCGGGAAAAUAAUGUGGAUUUGUCGGGCUUUGGAAUUGGCAUUAUCGCUUUGCCACGGUUUCAUUUCCUCGAUUUUUGCGAUUUUCGAUGCGACAGAUUUGCUCAUUAUUUUCCCGACAGACUGAUAUAUUUUUCAUUUUUUAAAAAUUCCCAUUCUUUUUCCAGUCGCCCAACAACCCGGCCGAGCCCCGAUUGCCAAUCGUCCGCAUCACCACCAAGUCCGACAAGAAGAAUCCCUUCUACGACGAAGCGGCCGACGAGGUCUCGCCGUUGGGCCGACUCAUCAUUAAGAAGAAGCAGACCACGAACAUGUUUGGCUGCCGCACCGAAGAGCAGUACAAACAGGAAGCGCACAACAUUACGAACACUUCGGAGGACGAGGAAUACAAAGACCGCAGGGAGUGCACGAUGAGCAACUGGGAGUCGUGGUCGCUGUGCUCGGCCACUUGCGGAAAGGGGAUCCGGAUGCGGUCGAGAGUGUUCACUUUUCCGAUUAAGGUGAGGUUUGAGGUUUUUUGCAUGUUUUUGAAGCAUAAAAAUUUUAGGGAAAAGUCAAGAAAAAAUUUCAAAAAAAAAAUUGCGAGAUUUCUCAAUCAUUUGUUAUCAAAAAUGAACGUUUGUAAAAUACGCCUACUCACCUACCCUCGGGUUAACAAAAUACAUUUUUCACUAAAAAUCAAUUUUAAGCAGGUUGAAACACAAUGCCAAAAAAUCAAAUCGGAAUAACGAGUUCUUAUCAAAUUUUUACAUAAAUUCCAUCAGGAUUUGUGAAAUAGAACGUUUUUCGAAAAAAAAAAUCAAAAAAAAAAUUAAAAAAUCCCGGAUUUAAAAAAAACCGAUUUUUGUAAAAAAUGAAAUUUUUAUCUCUGAUAACAAAAAUUAGACAAUUUGGUUUGUAAAUAAAAUACGGGGUCUCCAAUAAAAGUGCAAGAGAAAUAUUUACUUUUCUGGAUCACAACUCUAUUUUAAGCACGUUGAAACACAAUGCCAAAAAAUAAUUUUUCGUGGCGGGAAAUUUUGAAUUUGAAUUUUUUGCGUUUUGACUUUAAAAAACCAAUUCCCUAAGCAGGUCCUUACCGAAAUCUGAUUAAAACUUAUUUUUUCACACUCAAAUUUGUAGGCCCAAAUGUUCCAUUGUCAUCGCCAGACCACGGAGCGUCAAUUUUGCAACGCCAAAAUCAACGAAUGCGGCGCCGACUCCGAGGCCUUCAACAGCAAAUGCUCGGUGGAGACGUGGAGCUCUUGGUCCGAGUGUUCGGUGACUUGCGGCAGUGGGAUUCGAACUCGCGAGCGGAAACUUCAGGAUCCGGCACAAGAGGGGACUUGCAAGGUGGAGCUGAAUGCGAGAGAGAGGUGCAUUGGUAAGAGAAUGGGCGGAAAAUUUUGGGAAAAAUGGACAAUUCUUCCCUAGUUUUGAGCGUCGCACUUUGAAAAAAUUGUUAAAAAAAUUUGUUUUUUUUUUUGGUCGCAAUUUUUGGUUUUUUUGAAAGACCGAGUUUUGGAGGAGAAAUAUUUUUUGAGGACAAGUUUUUUAAGUGCAAUUGACGAUUGUUCACAAAUAAAAAUUUCAAAAAUUACGGUGUAUAUAUCACUCACUACCCUUAUAUUUUUCAGGUGACAACGGCCCAGACUGCUCGGUAAAACCGAAUCCUUUAUGUCAAACGACCACUUGGAGUGAGUGGAGCCCCUGCAGCGCCUCUUGCGACGACGGAGUCAGAGUGCGGACUCGGUUGUUCUUCUACGCCGAGCAUGAGCAGGAAUGUUCGAAUGUGAAUUUGAUGGAGAAAGAAAAGUGCAAUGUCUACUCUUGCCAACGGUUGUUGAGUACCUAUUCGGAAGGUGGGCUUAUUUUUUUUUUUAAAAUUUCGAUGCCAAUGAUUUUUUCACUGUGCGAAAAAUUAAAAAAAAAAGUUUGCACUGUGCGAAAAAAUCGAAAAUUUCGCAUUGGGCAAAAAUGCGAAAGAUUAUUGCACAAUUUUACUCCGCGCAAAAAAAUAAAAAUUCAAAAUUUUGCACUGUGCGAAAAAAAUCGGAAGACUGCACAGUGCGCAAAAAUUUGAAAAAUGCACUGUGCAAAAAAUAUUGAAAAUUUUGGACCGUGCAAAAUACGUAAGAUUUUUGCACUGUGCAAUUUCGCACUGUGCAAAAAAAAUCGGAAGACUGCAUAGUGCAACAAAAUUAAAAAAAAUGCACCGCGCACUAUGUGAAUCUAUUUUUUCAUGCUUGCACAGUGCUAAAGGCACUUUCAUUGUGCAAUUUUGCACCGUGCAAAAAACUCGCAAACUUGCACCCUGCAAAAAAAUUAAAAAAUUGCACCGUGCAAAAAAUUUUUUUCUUUUCAAAACUUGCACGGUGCGAAAGACCAAUUUUCAAAGUUUUGCGCAGUGCAAAAAACAAAAAAAAAACAAAAAGUUUCGCUGCACAAAAAAUUUCAAAAAUAAAAAAAAUCAGCCGCAAAAAAAUCUUCUCAAAUAUUUUUUUCAGAGAUUUGCCAAGAAGAAAAAGAAGAGGGUCAAUGUGGUGGGACCUUCCCUCGUUAUUGGUAUAACAAUCAGACCAAUCGCUGCGAUCGUUUCAUCUACACUGGCUGCAAGGGAAAUCGCAAUCAAUUUGAGACCGAGGAGGAGUGCAAAUUGCUGUGCGUGCCUGGGUACACUCAUAACUCAGCGAUUUGUAAGUGAUUUUUUAAAUUUUUAACAAGAAAAAUUGAAAAUUCAAUAUUUUUGAUAUUUGAAAUUUUGACCUAAAAAUAUUUUGACAUAGUUCUACGUAUUUUACAGUACCCGGCCAUCAAAUUUUCAACGCAUUUGACAACACAGACAACGUCGACGACGGAGGGCCUCCGGUUCCUUGUCAAAUUUCCGAAUGGUCGGCGUGGGCGCAGUGUUCGGUGACUUGUGGCCGAGGAAAGAGAACGAGGACGAGAGCGAUCCAGGUAAACUCCAACCCAGUGUAUUGCUGAAAAAAAUGUAAUAGUAGUAUUAUAUAAAUGUAUUCCAGGCGGUCCCCAGAAAUGGCGGCAAUCCAUGUCCGCCUUCGGAGCAUCUAAUCCAGGAGCGGCAUUGUGAGAAUCGACCUUGCGGUGAGUUUUGGUAUUUUUUAGGCAUCAGUCCGCGCCAAAAGUUCUUGGAAUUUCCUGCGACUCUUCACUGUGCAUGAAUUCGAAAAAAAAACAUGUACAUUUCUUUGAACACGGUUCAAGCUAGGCUUAAGCUAGUGAACUUCAAGGCCGAAUAGCUCAAAAACCCCCAUCAAGAUGAGUAUUGAUACUCGACGAAGAGUUCAAAGAUGUUCUUGACUUAUCGUCGGUAAAGGCGCUUAAUUCCCACUUUUCUCUUCGGCUUGGUAGGGAGUCAAACCACCAUAAUUCCGCGUAUAUCUUGUUUUUAUUAGGUUGAUUCAAAAGUUUUUCCACAUGUCUUUAAAAAAUUUUUAAAAAUUUAGACCAAAGCCAGUGGGCCUGAUAUAUAUCUUGUUAGAAAGAGGGCUGUUUGUAGAUUAUAGUAGAUUAAUAACUUUUUACAACUUAGCAAUUUGUAGUAGUAGCGCCGUGUUAAACCUUAACUACUCGAAGGUAGAAAAAGUAAACCGCCGGCGUUACGUCUAGAGUGACUGUAUCUUCUUAAUAUUCUAGAAUAUGGUAUGCCUGUAUGUAAUCUCUAUGGCAUCGAGGACAAUUUGCUAUAGGGCUAGUCGAAAAAUUUUUAGUGCGAAAAAUCAAAAAUUAGGGUCUGGCAAAAGUAGACCCUGUAGACGCAGCUAUUAGAAGCACUAAGAGAUAACGCUUUCUGUUAUUGUAGUGUAUGAGUAGCACUACAACGCCAAUGCUAAACAUUCGCGCUAGCUUUAGCUAUGCGGCAGAAAAAUCGAAUCUUUCUAAUCUACCAAUAUUUUACGAAAUUUAGGGAUUUUUACAAAAACGUUUUCUGUUCAUUACUCUCGCCCGGUAUCCUAGUUAUUUAAUAAAUAAUUGAUCCUACUUGACAUACACUAUCAGUUGCUAGACGCGCUAAGCUGAAGGUCCUCUUGCCAUACCAGUAAAAAAAUUACAAAAAUCGUCUAAAAGUGCAGUUUAUGCUGCUUUUCUACCUUAUAAGGCAAUUUCAGUUGGUGACUUUUUGAAUGUAUCAUCAGCAUACUGUCUUUGUACAACCUGAAUGGCAGCCGAGUCAAAAAAGUCUAACCCCUUUCAAAAAAUUUUUAAAAAUCUGCUUUUGAUCGGUAGCUCGGCUCUUCGGCCAACUUUAUGGGAUGCUACAAAAAACGUCAGUGUAGAUAUAAGUAGAGCAAUAAAUUCAGAAGAAACUACAGCCAUCCCCAGUACGAAUAACCCAAAACCGGAGACUUUUUAGUGGGCUGGAAAAUUUCUAGGGCCCGGGAUAUUCACCAUGACGCAAACGGAGAAAUUUUUAGUAUUUUUGAAAUAUUCUGAAAGGAAGCUUGUAGAAAAUAAAAUGCUACGAAUCAAAAAUUUUGCAAUGGUCUGCCCCAUACAUCUAUGCUUUCAGUUUUAACGUACAUUCAAUCAGGCUCCAGAAAUUUUAUUUUGAAAUGUCUCAAAAAAAUGUGGAAAAACUUUUGAAUCAACCUAAUAUUAGCUUUGAUAUCAAUAUUUUGCGAUCUACUGCUCUUCUUUAUGUCAUAAUAAUGCAUUUUUUCAGCCCGUUCCUCCUGCCGAGUUGGCCGCUGGUCCUCGUGGUCGCCGUGUUCGGUUCAGUGUGGGGAAGGCGUGCAGACACGGCGUCGCCGGGUCCACCGUUACAGUAUGAUCGACCUGGACGAUCCAUCGUGUUUGGCGUCGGAGUUGGAACAACGAAUCUGUCGAAUGCCUUGUGCGGAAUAA
Messenger RNA from Bursaphelenchus xylophilus (pine wood nematode), 7587 nucleotides. Lineage: Eukaryota; Metazoa; Nematoda; Chromadorea; Rhabditida; Aphelenchoididae. The record is from the annotation of a GenBank genome assembly.